Molecule: messenger RNA, 639 nt
Organism: Eruca vesicaria subsp. sativa (arugula)
Lineage: Eukaryota; Viridiplantae; Streptophyta; Magnoliopsida; Brassicales; Brassicaceae
Source: the annotation of a GenBank genome assembly
AUGUCGAUCUUGGCUGUUCGUUUGGUUGCCGCCAGUUUUGCGGCUGCGGCUGAGUUUUCGAUAAAAUAUUAUCUCCAACUCAUCUCUCCAGCUUCUCCGACGACGUAUCUCAAGCUCUCGAGCUCUCUCCAUCUCCCUGAAACUCUCACCAUCUCGAGCUUCUCUCCAUCUCAAGCUCUCCCCAUCUCAAGCUCUCUCCAUCUCGAGCUUCUCUCCAUCUCAAGCUCUCUCCAUCUCGAGCUUCUCUCCAUCUCAAGCUCUCUCCAUCUCGAGCUUCUCUCCAUCUCAAGCUCUCUCCAUCUCGAGCUUCUCUCCAUCUCGAGCUUCUCUCCAUCUCAAGCUCUCCCAAGCUUUGUCCGUCUCUCACUCUCUGGACUUGUUGGGUUUUUGUUCCUCUUCAAAGCCAGACCAUCUGAAGCUCAGAUCCUCUCAAGCUCUCUCUGGAGGCUCAUCUCGAGCUCUCUUCUCCGCAAAACCACUCUGAGCUCUCUCAGUCUCAGACUCUCCGAAGCUCUCACUCUUCUCCAACGACGAGGAUUACGGUAUCAAGCUCUCUUAUCUCAAGCUCACACUCUCAAGUUCACACACUCAAGCUCAGAUCCUAUCAAGCUAAGAUCUCUCAAGUUCCUUACCUCUUAA